CAUUCCAAUUGCAACCAAAACCCCAAAACCUCAAAUUCGAGUUUUCAGCAAGUUAUCCUCUGAAGAUGUCUGGUCGUGGAAAAGGUGGAAAGGGUUUGGGCAAGGGAGGCGCCAAGAGGCACAGAAAGGUUCUCCGCGAUAACAUUCAGGGCAUCACCAAGCCUGCAAUUCGUAGAUUGGCGAGAAGGGGUGGUGUUAAGAGAAUCAGUGGCUUGAUCUACGAAGAGACCAGAGGGGUUCUAAAGAUUUUCUUGGAGAACGUGAUUCGUGAUGCUGUCACCUACACCGAGCACGCUAGGAGGAAGACUGUUACUGCCAUGGAUGUCGUUUAUGCGCUCAAGAGGCAGGGAAGGACCCUCUAUGGAUUUGGGGGCUGAACAAUUUCUUUGGUCUGAUCAACUACUUUUUUUCUUGAAUUCCCUAAUGUUUAGUUUAUGAUUGUUGUGUAACAUAUGAAUGCCUUUUGGGUUGUCUUUUGCACACAAAAUGUACAACUUUGAUUGAAAUCGAAUGAAGGAGUAUUGCUUUUUGCUGCA
Cajanus cajan (pigeon pea) is the source of this 536-nucleotide messenger RNA. Its product is annotated as histone H4. NCBI's taxonomy places the organism in Eukaryota, Viridiplantae, Streptophyta, Magnoliopsida, Fabales, Fabaceae. The record is from RefSeq and is a predicted model, not a curated record. Gene Ontology annotation, molecular function: DNA binding; structural constituent of chromatin; protein heterodimerization activity. Gene Ontology annotation, cellular component: nucleosome.